CUAGCAUGGUUCAUUAACGGCACAGCUUUUAUUUUCCAUACCCUACAUGUUUCUGGACUGUGUUGGCGAUUUUUAAACUACUUAUCUUUGUUGUCAGUGAGACAGUCAGACUUGUGUUUUUGUAGGUGGCGGUAAAACUUCUAGCUAAAGUUGUGCGCCAGAAACGGAAAAAGGAGAAGAAGAAGAAGAAGAAAAGCAGAGCAGCAUGGCUGUAGACAUGAGACUACCGACUAUUAGAAAAACAGUGUCGUUAUCAGUUGAUGCUUUUGACCGAAAAGACCUGGUCGUCCCCGGCGAUGUUAUCACUUCAGACACUGGUUUCAUGAGGGGUCAUGGCACCUACGUGGAUGAAGACAAUCUGACAGCUUCAGUCGCCGGAGAGGUGCAGAGGGUCGACAAACUCAUCUGUGUCAGACCGCUCAAGACCAGAUUUAACGGCGAGGUUGGAGAUGUUGUGGUUGGAAGAAUUACAGAGGUUCAGCAGAAACGGUGGAAGGUGGAGACCAACUCUCGGCUGGACUCCGUCCUCUUGUUGUCUUCUGUCAAUCUGCCAGGAGGAGAGCUGAGGAGAAGAUCAGCAGAAGACGAGCUGACCAUGAGAGAAUACCUUCAGGAGGGAGAUCUCAUCAGUGCUGAGGUGCAGUCUGUCUUCUCAGAUGGAGCCCUGUCACUUCACACCCGUAGUUUAAAGUACGGAAAAUUGGGUCAAGGUGUGCUCGUACAGCUUUCCCCCUCUCUGAUCAAGAGGCAGAAAACACAUUUCCACAACCUGCCCUGUGGUGCGUCCAUUAUCCUCGGGAAUAACGGCUUUGUGUGGUUGUAUCCCACGCCAGGACAGCAGGAGGAGGAAGCUGGGGGCUUCUACACCAGUCUGGAGCCUGUUAGCCUGUCAGAUCGAGAGGUGAUUUCACGGUUGAGAAACUGCCUGCUGGCUCUGUCUGCACACAAGGUCCUCCUGUAUGACACUAGUGUUCUCUAUUGCUACGAAUCUUCACUUCAGCACCAGGUCAAGGACAUCUUGAAACCAGAGGUGAUGGAGGAGAUUGUAAUGUUGACGCAACAGAAGCUGUUGGAACAGGAAGGUUGAAGAGCUCAAAGCCUCGUCACAAAAACCAAAAUCCCAUCAAGCAGCUGUGUGACCUGACUGCUGCCCAUUUAUAUGAACAAAGAAUUGCCUUUUUUCUUAGAUAUGUCAAAGUCAGGUGCGAGUUAAAAUGUUUUGUUUUGUUAAACGAAACUAAAGUUCAUUGUUUGAAUGGAAAGGAUGUGUAACUUCUGAAACAUUCAAAAAUCACUGGAACAGCUGUAUGACAAAGGCCUGGUGGAUCAGUUUUGAUAAUGUGUGCUGUUAUACAAAUAAGUAUUGUAUGCAAUAAAUUUUCUGUAAUUUCUAUAAAUUG
Messenger RNA from Stegastes partitus (bicolor damselfish), 1400 nucleotides. It is a transcript of the gene exosc2, whose product is annotated as exosome component 2. Gene Ontology annotation, cellular component: nuclear exosome (RNase complex); cytoplasmic exosome (RNase complex). Gene Ontology annotation, biological process: TRAMP-dependent tRNA surveillance pathway; poly(A)-dependent snoRNA 3'-end processing; nuclear-transcribed mRNA catabolic process, deadenylation-dependent decay. The coding region runs from base 206 to 1087 and encodes 293 amino acids. Gene Ontology annotation, molecular function: RNA binding. The transcript is spliced from 9 exons. NCBI's taxonomy places the organism in Eukaryota, Metazoa, Chordata, Actinopteri, Pomacentridae. The record is from RefSeq and is a predicted model, not a curated record.